AUGCCUCGGUCCUCGAGCAUGACGAGCGACGGCCAUGAAAGGCUGGAGCCGCGUCUGCUGCGGGCCGCGGAACACGACGACAUCGACUCGCUACAGAAGAUCCUGACACUCGCGAAAGAAUAUGGACAAUUCGGCGACAAUUUCCUGCGCGUGGGCGUUAUGCGCAGCGCUGAACGAGGCAGCGUCGCUGCAACGGAAUUCCUCCUGAAAGCGGGCGCCAAAACGGACGUCACGGGAAAUCGCCUUUCACCUCUGCUCCGCGCCGUCGAGCGCGACCAUUACCAGAUUGUGCGAUUGCUCCUCGAUCACGGCGCGUCGCCCGAUAGUACCGAUAAAGAGGGCCGGACAGCGCUGAUGACGGCUGCGUGGAGGAAUCAUGCCGAUAUCCUGCAGUUGUUAAUUAUUCGUGGGGCGAAUGUGAAUGCACGCGAUCAUCGCAAGCGCAAUGCAAUGCAUAAUCUGGCGGCGGAUAAACACCGUCAGUGGGGGUGGACAGAAGAGAUUGUUUCCCUGCUGCUGCGGACCGAUUGCCAGAUUGAUGGCGUGGAGGGUCGGGAUGAGCUGGGUCGUACGCCUUUACAUUGGGCGUGUGCGACGGGCAAUUGGCGUCUGGCAGAGUUGCUACUAACCAGGCCUGAUGGACCGCCAGCUCAGAUUGAUGCCACCGAGUUGCGGGGGAAGACUGCGUUGCAUAUCGCCGCGGCGCAUGAUCGCGCCGAUAUUGUACAGUUGCUGUUGCAGCAUGAGGCAGCGGUUAAUGCUUGUAGUGAUGGCAAUUGGACUCCUCUGCAUAAUGCCUGCGACAAGGGAUGUGAGGAGAUUGUUCGGAUUCUCUUGCGCGCCGGAGCUCACAUCAAUAGCCAGCUUCUGAACGGUGUGACACCACUGCAUCUGGCGGCCCAGGGAGGUCACCGUGAAGUCGUGGAGUGCCUUUUGGAGAGACCAGACUUGAAACGGCGCGUUCGCGAUAACUUUGGAAGCACUCCCUUCCUGCGCGCGGCGCAGUUCAAGCGGAAGGAUAUCGUUCUUCUCCUGGCCCCGUUCAAUAACGUUGAGUCACUUUCAGAGGAUGUGCGAGAUGCUAGUGCGGCGUUUGACGCGACAGUGGUUGACUUUGGGAACUUCCACAACGAGAACCGUGUGAAGCGGAUGUCGGUAUAUGAUCUUCUCUAUGGCCGUGAUGCUGAGAACCCUCGCAAGCAAGCCGUGACGACCGUUCCAGUUGAUAGUCGUGCGACUGAGUUCCGCUGGAUUCACCUGCCAGCAAACAAUAUGGCCUGGGUCGAAGCCCUGCUGACCAAAAGUUUCAUUGAGGAGGGGGCGCAUGAUGUGGAUGGUUUCAAGGGCCUGGAGAAAUCCUUAAACUACCAGCAUCGAGGCCAGAAGAUUCAUUCACAUUUCAUGCGGCCGUUGUGUCAGCAUACACCCCGAACGAUAUUCCGAAGGAGAGAAGAAGAGAAACAAGAAGAACAGCAUUCGGAUGCUGGACAUUCCAGCAUUGCGGAUAACAGCUCUGUCAUCAAUCGCAAGCAGAGGGGACCGGGUGGGAAGCUGGACCGGGUCGAUUCUCAUUAUUCCCAAGACUCAGAGACUACCGGCAAGAAGGGCAAGAAGAGCAAGGGAGGCAAAUCGGGCAGUAACCCCAGUACUCCCAAGAUGGAGUCAAAAAGCAAGUCGCCAUGGGGAAUGAGCGAGAAGCAAGCACGGUCAUCUCUCUCCGCGUCGACACUGUGUAAGGAUCAUCAUGGGCUGGUCUCCGCAUGCAAUGUCUGCGUGUUUAUGCCGUAUCUGCAUUUCGAGACUGCAGAGCGACGACUAAGGAUGCAGGAAGCCAUUCAGCGCGCUGAACUACUGAACCUCCAGCCACGUGCGAUGAAAAGAACUCGCACUCGAGACGAAAUGCUGAUCGAUGCGCAUCUCUCGUCAUCGACAACUUCCCUCCAUGUCCGUCGGACACUGGAUCAGUUCUUCUAUCCAAACAUCGAUACCCACAGCCGUGAUCAGGACCAGGUCGUGUACCGGUACCAAACGAAGGGCCCUGGACGUGAAGGUCCAGGAACCGAUCCCAAGAUUUUUAUGGUUGACCAGUUGUGGAUGUGGGUUCUGGGAACCAAUCUUAUUGUCACCAGCUUUCCUCAACGCUGGGAACAGCCGAAGAAUGACCCACUGAAUGUUCUGGAUGGCAUCAUCGAGGACAUUAACUCCAAAACCCGUGAUCCGGUAAAGUCGGUGUAUGACCUUGCAAUCAUUAUCACGAACAGAUGCUCCGGUGUUUUUGAUCGUCAUCGCCUCGGCGACGACGAGUAUCAAUUCCUGGACAUGUUUGAGUCCUCGAUCGGUAUAGCCACUGAUCGAGAGACACUCCUCUUCAACCGCUUCAAUCAUGCCUCAGCACAAGCAUCCGACUGGCUGAAAAGCCACCGCAAGCUGAAUCCCUUCUCCCAGAAAUCGGCCGAUGGGAAUAAGGAGGACGACAACUCCUGCAGUAACAUCGAAGAUUACUGCGACGAUGGUCAACCGCUCUUCGUCGAUCGACUACUCGACAUUGGCGAGGAGACCGAUCUGCUCGCCGAGACUAAAGAUAUCCGCGACGAGCUCAACAUGAUCCGGACGGUCCUAGAACAUCAGAAACAUGUCCUGGCAGACUUCCAGGAAGUGAUCUGUGAAAUCUACCACGGGCAGCAUCGCUCGCAGUAUGAAGUCAAGAAGCGGUUCAAAGAUCAGCAGCGCAUGAUCGACAUGCAUCUCAAAGAUAUCGAUCGGAUGGACAAACAAGCGGAACGCAUCUACCACUCCAUCACAGACCUGCUGGAUCUGAAACAGAAACACGCCAACGCCUUCGAAGCCCGCUUCGCUCGCGACCAGGCUGCCGGCACAACCCGUCAGAGCAAAACGAUCAUGGUCUUUACUAUUGUCACCAUUAUUUUCCUCCCCCUCUCAUUUAUCACCUCAAUCUUCACCAUCAACAUGAAAGAAUUCGACAAUUUGAACCUCGCAUACGUGUCAAAGUACACAUUCGGUGUGGGCUUCGCAAUAUCCAUUCCCUUAAUCCUCGUCGCUCUUUCAGUCGAUGACAUCGGCGACUUUUUCCGCAUGGGCACCCAACACAGUCGACAUUGGCUGUCCCGUCGACAGCAGCAGACUCACCCGACCGACCGCGGAGACGGGCAGCUGCAGGCACUGGAAAUUGAGAAGAUCCUCAGCCUCGCCCGGACGCGUCGGAGCGGUGAAAUGGAUUACGGACAUAGCUUAUUGCCGGUUUCUACGAGGGGCACUGGUACCUCGAGACGGCCGGAGAUUUAUUCUGGACUGGCGAAUGGGAAUAUAAGGACAAGUUAUGACGUUAGGAGGAGUGCGGAUUAUCGACCUUAUUCAUGA
This is a messenger RNA of Penicillium argentinense, 3378 nucleotides long. RefSeq names its product ankyrin repeat protein. Bases 1 to 3378 code for a protein of 1125 amino acids. The record is from RefSeq and is a predicted model, not a curated record. Gene Ontology annotation, cellular component: membrane. Lineage: Eukaryota; Fungi; Ascomycota; Eurotiomycetes; Eurotiales; Aspergillaceae. The transcript has a single exon. Gene Ontology annotation, biological process: transmembrane transport; metal ion transport. Gene Ontology annotation, molecular function: protein binding; metal ion transmembrane transporter activity.